This is a messenger RNA of Cuscuta campestris, 665 nucleotides long. The record is from the annotation of a GenBank genome assembly. NCBI's taxonomy places the organism in Eukaryota, Viridiplantae, Streptophyta, Magnoliopsida, Solanales, Convolvulaceae.
GUGGUUUUCAACAUACAAAGCUUAUUUUGACAUCAAAAUACAUUAAAUAAGUGUUUUAAACACUUAGUUUUUACUUUGGAGAACUUUGCAUUUUUCGGUCGGGUUUCAGUGCCGGCCGGCUAAGCCAUGGUUCUGGACAAGCCAUCUACCCGGGAUUCCAGAAUCAUUUCACCCAGCGAUGGGAGAUAUUACCCAUCGAUGGGUAAGCAGCCUUCAGCCCAAUUGAAUUCCAGAACCAUGCCAAACAGCGAUGGGAAGUUCUACCCAUCGCUGUUCAAGCCUUGGUCCAACAUUAUCACAAGGCAGAAUGCCCUUACCCAGCGAUGGGAAGCUUUACCUAUCGAUGGGAACCCAGCGAUGGGAAGGCUUAACCAUCGAUGGGAAGGCAUGACCGUUGGAAGUCAUUUAAGGCUGAUUCUUUCCUUGUUUGGAAGUCAACUUCCCACCCAGCGAUGAGAAGCUUGUACCCAUCGAUGGGUAGGUGACCGUUGGCUUCAAAACUGAAGGGAAAUUGGCUUACCAGCGAUGGGUGAUUCCAAACAUCGAUGGGAAGCCAAUAUCCUGCAGAUCCCAAAUUUAUUCAAUCCCAUAAAUCAAGCCAAUCACCCCUUUAAUGUAUUGGUCCGUUGGAGCCUAUUUUGGCACUAUAAAAAGGGGUGUUUGGG